UAUGCUUUUUUAAUUAACCCUAAGCAUACUUUAUUUGUUUAGUUUUUCUCUCUUUGAACUUAUCAUGACCACCACUACUACUCUCGCCCAAGUCUACAGAGAACAUCCUAUCCACCUCCGCGACAUCAUUCCUUUGGAUUUCAACUCCAUCCGCUCAGUGCCCGACUCACAUGUGUGGCCAAUAUCAGAUGACUUCUCAUCCGAUCACCAGUUAAUGGUCCCGAUCAUAGAUCUUAAAGAUCCCAAUGCUGUAAAACUUGCAGGACAUGCUUGUGAGACAUGGGGUGUGUUCCAAGUUAUUAACCAUGGAAUUCAUUUGAAUCUUCUUGAAGAAGUGGAGUCGGAGGCUCGACGGCUGUUCUCUCUCCCUACUCAGACGAAGAUGAAGGCGUUACGCGAACCGGCAGGUGCCACUGGGUAUGGUCUAGCUCGGAUAUCCCCUUUUUUCCCAAAGUAUAUGUGGCAUGAAGGGUUCACCAUCAUGGAUUCACCGACUGAUCAUGCUAGGGCACUUUGGCCGACAGACAAUGCACGUUUUUGCGAUGUAAUUGAGAGAUAUCAGAAGCAAAUGAAAGUUCUGGCAGAGAAACUCACAGAUCUCAUCCUCGAGUCAUUGGCAAUCUUCCGAGAAGACCUAAACUGGGACGUAGGAUCACCUUCCACCGCCCUUCAGCUCAACUCCUACCCUCCAUGUCCGAACCCGAAUCGAGCCAUGGGUCUAGCCCCACACACCGACACAUCCUUCUUGACCAUUCUAUACCAAGGCUCCAUAAGUGGCCUCCAAAUCUUCAAACAAGGAGCUGGUUGGAUUUCGAUGCUACCCGUUACCGGUGCCCUGGUAGUGAACGUCGGCGACCUUUUGCAUAUUUUAACCAAUGCUCGGUUCCCUAGCGUGCUUCAUCGAGCUGUUUUGAACCAAGAGGGGUCUCACAGGGUAUCAGUGGCUUACUUCUACGGGUUACCCAUUGAAUGUAGUGUAUCGCCAUUGUUAAAGCUCUUAGAUUCAGGCGAAAAUCCUAGAUACCGACCUGUGACAGUGAAAGAAUAUGUGGACAUUAAGUCUAAGUAUUUCGAGGAACCACUUACUUCGAUUAGAAUUUAAUAUUAAAGUGACAUUUUCUUUAA
Gossypium raimondii (Peruvian cotton) is the source of this 1125-nucleotide messenger RNA. RefSeq names its product gibberellin 3-beta-dioxygenase 1. The coding region runs from base 65 to 1102 and encodes 345 amino acids. Gene Ontology annotation, biological process: response to light stimulus; gibberellin biosynthetic process. Lineage: Eukaryota; Viridiplantae; Streptophyta; Magnoliopsida; Malvales; Malvaceae. The transcript has 2 exons. Gene Ontology annotation, molecular function: gibberellin 3-beta-dioxygenase activity. The record is from RefSeq and is a predicted model, not a curated record.